This is a messenger RNA of Acytostelium subglobosum LB1, 1602 nucleotides long. RefSeq lists its product as hypothetical. The transcript is spliced from 3 exons. NCBI's taxonomy places the organism in Eukaryota, Evosea, Eumycetozoa, Acytosteliales, Acytosteliaceae. The coding region runs from base 1 to 1602 and encodes 533 amino acids. The record is from RefSeq and is a predicted model, not a curated record.
AUGAAUUCUCUGCGUAACCUUGACUAUCCCCUGCAGAACCUUAGCAGCAACCAACUGUUCAAACAAUCGAGAUUCUAUACAACAUGGUCUGAUAACAACGACAAUGUUGAACUCACUCAUAGUUCAAUACUAGAUGGAGCUGGAGUUGUAGAUGGUGCUGGAGAUUGGUUGACAACAUUGACAUUUGGUCAAAACUUCAAUCAAACAUUGAUACCAGGUACAUUGCCAGAGUCUAUAACUAAUCUAUCAUUUGGAUGGAACUUUGAUAAGAACAUAACUGUCGGCGUGUUGCCGCCUGCCUUGGACAGUCUAUAUCUUGGUCACGUUUAUAGAAGAAAGAUCGAACCUGGUGCCCUGCCAGCUACUCUAAAGACACUCCGCUUCUACAGGGUCUUUGAGUACGGGUCACCAUCAUACCCACCUGCAACAACAAAUGAAGUCGAUCCCUUGCCUCAGUUACCGCCCUCACUCACUCUCUUGGUAUUGAACAAGUACUUCAACAGACCGAUUGAGCUUGGAUACCUCCCAGAGUCGAUCACACAUCUCGAGUUUGGCGACAACUUCAACUAUCCGAUACCAGGUGGUGCCCUGCCCACGUCCCUCAAGAAGAUAUCAUUUGGACAAUACCAUGCAUCGCCAUUCGUUCUCCCUCAUGGCCUAGCCGAACUCAUAUUCUUUGCAAACUACACUACACAGGGAACCAAGCAUGUCCUGUCGUCCUUCCAGGCACUGCCAACCAAUCUCACCGACAUGAACUUCUACGGCAAGAACCCAUAUUUUGAAGUUGGAUGGCUGCCUCAGUCACUGCGUUCACUUCACAUCCAGAGUGUUAUUGACCCGAGAGCCUUUCCCUCUUCACUGACAUCACUUCGUCUUGGAUAUUCGCCACGCGAGGGAUUCACACUACCGUCAUCCCUUACAAGGCUAUCAUUCGGAACAAUUGUCGACCGGCCAAUACCACCUGGAGUCUUGCCACCAGGGCUUAAGUUUCUGGAUCUCGGAUGGGACUACAGCAUCAAACAUAGUAUUGGCCAAGGUUUUCUGCCCAGUGCGCUACUGAGUCUUUCCCUGGAUGACUGUAGCGUGCCAUGCACCAGCUAUCCACCAACAAAAGACGUUGACGAUGACAUUUAUCAUGACGAUAAUGCACCGAUUGAGUGCGACUUUCUUCCAAACUCAAUCACCGAGCUCACAUUUGGCAACAUUUUCAAUCAACCGAUCAUCCCUGGAUCACUGCCGCCAUCGAUAAUAUCCUUGGGGUUUGGCUCAAGCUUCAAUCAACCAAUCACGGGCCUGUUGCCCAUUUCUGUCACCAGCCUUCAGUUUGGCGCAUACUUCCAACAAGCGAUCGACUGCUCAUACCUAAUCAACCUCCAGACAUUGAGCAUGCUCCAUAUUGAUCAAUUGCAAUUGAUCAAGAAUUGUCAUCCACACUUGGAAGUAGACCUUUGGUAUCUAUUGGAUGAUUCAAUUUAUGAUGGUGAUCUACAGGCAAUGGCAGACGAUGAUAAGAUAGUCUAUCAACGAAUGCGAUCAAUUCAUGUGGAUCACAUGAACGAGUUUGUAUACAAAGGUUGGACGAUACCUCAUCACUCUUUUUAA